ACACAGCGCACCCACUCUGUUCUGGGUUCUCCUUGCAGCCCCUCCCCCUGGGGGGCCCGGCCAGGGAAUGGGGGUCUCCACAGCCCCUCCGCCGCCCCUUCCGUCCGCAUCCACCGCCCGGCCCUCGCAGCGCCCACCCCUCAAGGCCCCGCAGCGGGUGAAGGCCGCUAUCGCCAGCAUCCCGGUGGGCUCUUACGAGGCGGCCCCCUCCCCCGGCACCCCCCGGGCCUCCCUGGGGCCAGCACAGUCGACGCAGCAGGCGGCCCAGCAUCAUCAUCAUCCGCAGCCGCCACAUCAUCCGCAGCAGGAGCCGUGUGGGGCACGGUUCCAGCAGGAGGCGGAGGUCACGGAGCGGGGCCCCCAGGAGCCCCCCCUGCCACCCCCCUCCCCUGCCGAGCAGGGCCCCGAAGCCAAGAGAGCCGAGACCUGGGAGCCCGUGUCCCCUCCAUCACCACGACAGACGCAGCCCGCCACCGAGACCACCGCCACAGACGCCUGGGGCCACCGGGAAGCGGCCGGCGAAGAGAGAGCAUCCCGGGAGGCCCUCCCUGCCCAUCCUUCGGGCAGCAAAGGGGCUGAGACGGUGGGUCUGUUACGGCAUACUAACCUCCCCCCGCUCCCCUUAAACCGCCAUUCACCUUCACAAGGCAAAGGGAACAGUAAUUUAGGGGAAAGGGUGGCAGGCGGAGGGCGGGGAGAGGGGAAUAAUAAC
This is a messenger RNA of Anolis sagrei ordinatus, 712 nucleotides long. NCBI's taxonomy places the organism in Eukaryota, Metazoa, Chordata, Lepidosauria, Squamata, Anolidae. The record is from RefSeq and is a predicted model, not a curated record.